Molecule: messenger RNA, 1482 nt
Organism: Tachysurus vachellii
Lineage: Eukaryota; Metazoa; Chordata; Actinopteri; Siluriformes; Bagridae
Gene: hoxd13a
Product: homeobox D13a
Exons: 2
Coding region: 62-892 (276 amino acids)
Biological process (GO): regulation of transcription by RNA polymerase II
Molecular function (GO): RNA polymerase II cis-regulatory region sequence-specific DNA binding; DNA-binding transcription factor activity, RNA polymerase II-specific
Source: RefSeq, a predicted model, not a curated record
UUUUAGACAGGAUGAUGGUUGUGAUUACUGCCAAAUUAAUUGUGUUGCUUGUCAUAUAAAUAUGGAGCGGCAGGAGCUAGGCGGGGAGAAAGUCAACAGAAGUUUUUACACUUCUGCGUUUGGAGCGCAUUCAAGUCGAUCGUCGUCUUACUUGUUGUCGGAUACACCGAACUCUCUGAGCCCCGAGCCUUUAUCUUCUCACGUAUCCUUUCCCAACGCAGCGUCUUGUACCAACUCGCAAGUUACUUUUGGGUGCCACUUCGCCAACAGUUUCUACAGUUGCAAAACCUCCCCAAGCGCAGUGUUUCAACAGCGAGUCGUGAACCACCACAAUGUUAAUGGGAAACUAUAUGGACACUUGGCUGAUAAACAAGAUGUGGUGGAUUUCAGUAGAGCUGCACUACACCGCGGUGAGGGUCCGACCAGGAUUCGGGACAUUGGAGUUUAUCAGGGCUAUGCAGGACCCUAUAGGGUCCCUGGAUAUAUUGAUGUCCCUGUAGUUCCACGCGCCAGGACAAAUCACAUACAUGACAGUCCUUUGGCAAUGGAGGAGUACGAGCCCUGGAACUGUUGGAGCAAACAAAUUUAUUGUUCGAAAGAGCAAACGGCCAGCCCAUGUAUCUGGAAAUCGUCAAUAACAGAAGACCCUGCGCCUGAUACCGGCCCUUUUCUUCGUCGCGGGAGGAAGAAACGGGUUCCAUAUACGAAACUGCAGCUGAAGGAACUCGAGCAUGAAUACACCAUUACAAAGUUUAUUACUAAAGAGAGGCGACGACGGAUAGCCUCUUCCACUAACUUGUCAGAGAGACAAGUUACUAUAUGGUUUCAGAAUCGCCGUGUCAAAGACAAGAAAAUAAUUUCCAAAAUAUCUAAAGACUUUGAAUCUUUUUAAUGAAUUACUACAUAAACUACUUAUAUACGCAAUUAAAUGUUCUUAAUGCUCUGAUGCGUCUUAUUGAUACAAAUGAGACCUAAUGCGCUGUAAUUUAAAUCGAUGUAUCCAUUUUAACUGCUUUUAUAUCUCACUGAAUAAUUAAUAAUAUUCUGCAAAUACCACAGCUUUUUCAUAUAGAUAAGAAAGGUUAAGUCUACUGAAGACAUAUACACUAGGAUAUGAGUUUAUUCUAUGGUUUGGCCAUUUCGAUUUUGUCAUAUACAUUUAGGUUUUGAUUAUAUAGAUGUCAACGGUGAAAAUUGUUUAUCCAAUAAAAUGACAUUGCAUCAUUUGUGAAUGAUUGUGAUUCUGUUGCGAUAUAAACAUGAUCCUAUGCACUUGUUAUAAAGAAACGGAAUGUUAUUUAUUAUACACGUUAUGAGGAAAGUAUACACAUGCUCUAAGAAAACAGACUAUUAUUUAUUAAAGAAGGAAAGCUUGGCAUUGCAGUAGCAUGAAAUACACGUUCAAGAUUCAACCACAUAUGCAAACCUUCGUGAUUUGUGUUCAUUUGUGAAAACAAAACAAUAAAAUAACAUUUCAAGUAA